Molecule: messenger RNA, 1362 nt
Organism: Pestalotiopsis fici W106-1
Lineage: Eukaryota; Fungi; Ascomycota; Sordariomycetes; Amphisphaeriales; Sporocadaceae
Exons: 6
Coding region: 1-1362 (453 amino acids)
Biological process (GO): mitotic intra-S DNA damage checkpoint signaling; DNA replication checkpoint signaling; DNA repair
Cellular component (GO): checkpoint clamp complex
Source: RefSeq, a predicted model, not a curated record
AUGCCUCUUCUCAGAUUCACGCUUAGCGAGGAUGGCGUCGGAGCUCUGCGUGAUGCAUUGGCAUGCCUGAAUAAGUUCAGCGAAGAGGUCUCCUUGGAAGCGACAAAAGACAAGCUUGAUCUCACUGCCAUGAACUCAUCCAAGUCAGCAUAUGCCAAGGUCUCAUUUGCCACCAAUCGUUUCUUCUCAAAGUAUCACUUUGAAGGGGCGGCCCAAAACAGGAACAAGUUCUUCUGUAAGCUAUAUAAUCGGGCACUCCUGUCGAUAUUUCGAGCUCGCAGUGGAGACCCUUUACAUGAACAUGACAAGAAUACUACCAUAGAGCGAUGUGAUGUAGCUGUUGAGGACGAUUCUGAAAAGGCCAGCAGGUUCGUUGUCAAGAUUAUAUGCAGGAAUGGCAUGACCACCAAAUAUCGCCUGCCCUUCGAGGUCACCUCUCCCGUUCAUGCAAUAUUCAACUCGGAAGAGGCUACCAAUCAUUGGUCUAUGAGCUCUCGAACUCUGCGGCAGUUAAUGGACCAUUUCGGUCCUGGGAUCGAAUAUCUUGAUAUUCAUGCGGAUGAUGACCAGACAGUCAACUUUACCUGCUAUACCGAAAAGAUUGCAAAUGGUGAUGAGGUGUUGAAGAAGCCUUUACACACAUCGAUAGCCGUGGAACGAGACGAAUUUGACGACUUUGAGGUCUCGGAAGACAGCGCCCACGUUGUAAUUAGCGUCAAGGACUUUCGCGCCAUCACACAACAUGCAUCGCCUCUCAACAGCGAGAUGACUGCAAGUUAUUCCUCGCCAUCACGGCCUAUGCAGCUGAGCUACAGAGGUGACGGUAUCAAGUGUGAAUUUCUGCUCAUGACGGUUGGUGACCGAGCCGCCCCUGGCCAGAAAGGAAGAAAGGGGAAGGCCAACGCCAAGGGACCAAGACCUCCACAACUUGAAGCUGGCGCUGGCAGCCGCGCAUCUUCUCGCGCGCCCAGUGCACCUCAACCCUCUGUAGAGCAUGUAAGACGGGAUCGACCGAUGCCUCCACUCCGUCCGUCAAACUCAAGGCUUUCCCAACGCCCCCCUCCGCCAGCUUUCGAUGAUGAUGAUUCCCUAUUCGUUGCCCAACCCCAGGACAACGAUAACCAAUGGGAACCUGUAAAUCUCAACGACGAGGAUGAGGAAGAGCAAAGUGCUCGAUUGGAAUGGGAUGCCAGUGCACAACCAACUCCGUCAGCCACGAGAAUGAGACUCAGUACGGCUCGAGAAACGAGUGGUGGCAAUACCGCGGCCGGUAGAGACCCUGGCGGCACACCUGAUCCAUCAGAAUUUGAGCCUACCCAACGUUUGUCGGACGUUCGAAAAUAUGGUCUCUUUGGCGAGUAG